Molecule: messenger RNA, 1151 nt
Organism: Tarenaya hassleriana
Lineage: Eukaryota; Viridiplantae; Streptophyta; Magnoliopsida; Brassicales; Cleomaceae
Product: putative Myb family transcription factor At1g14600
Exons: 6
Coding region: 322-1020 (232 amino acids)
Molecular function (GO): DNA binding; DNA-binding transcription factor activity
Source: RefSeq, a predicted model, not a curated record
AAUGGAGAGAGGGCAAUGGCAGAAGGCAGGUGUUAUGAGUACUCUUUAAGGAAUUUUCAGCUUCUCCUCUCUCGUGAUCUCUCUCUCUCUCUAAAACCAUCAGAUAUAUUAUCACCCUUUAUGAAUAUAUAUAUACACACACACGAUCUCCAUAUAUAAUUAUUCUAUAACACGAGCCAGAGCUUUCGAUUCGGAGAGGUGUGAACGAAGUGUUCUUUUGGAAAAUACAAAAAGGGUUUUUUUUAGAAGUCUCUUCAAGUUUGGCCGGAGAAACUGAAACAAAAAAAAAAAGAAGCAAGAAUCAUCAGGUGAAGAGAAACAAUGGUGAGCUGUGGAAGAAGUAACGGAGCCGUGAGACAAUACGUGAGGUCGAAGGUUCCACGGCUUAGAUGGACUCCCGAGCUUCACCACUGCUUCGUUCUUGCCAUCGAGCGACUCGGCGGACAACACAAAGCUACGCCCAAGCUAGUUCUCCAGUUGAUGGACGUGAAAGGGCUCACCAUUUCUCAUGUCAAAAGCCAUCUUCAGAUGUACAGAAGCAUGAAGAGUGAUUUGGGUUGCAGACAAGAUCAGAGGAGGCAAUUUACGGAAGAGUACGAUGGGUGUGUCGUUGAUCAUUCAUCCUUGUAUUCCAUCGGCCUCCACUCUUCCAUUCGCAAGAGAGCGAGAGGAGCAGAGAGGAAAAGAAUGUGGAGUGUAGAAGAAGAACACCAGAGGAAGAAUCAGAAUCAGAAUCAGAAUCAGUCGUACGGAAAAGAGAAUAUUGAUGCUCCUCCUCCUUUUAAUCUCCUCAAGAUGCCGGAGAAAGAAGAGGAGGAAGCAGCCAUCGGAGAGGGGCUGUCACUGUCGCUGCGAGGUCCGUACACGCAUGGAAGCAAUUGUUAUUCGACGAGCGAGACAAGCGCCGUUUCCUCGGCUUCGACCUCUCUUUUCAAACGCGGCUCUCCGCCCCCCGAGUCACCGUGUCAUCGUCAUCGCUACAUCAACUUGGAUCUCUCCAUAGCUCUCUCCGGCUGCUGAAACACCACUCCGGCAAGUUUUGUGCUUUGGACAUGUUUUCAUGCCGUUUGUAUAAUAUAUGCUCCCUGAGACAUUUACCCCGAACUACUUUCAAGUAUGUUUAUGGCAAUACAAAACAUUCUUAAUCCCAA